AUGCGAGAAACACUCCUUCCCACGGUCGGUGCAUACAUAUCGUACCUGCACUUGUGGUACCGCCAGCAGCAGAGCCACCAAGCUUGCAGGCAGCAGCAGGGAGAGGAGACGGCGGUUGACAGUGGGGGGGUGGAGGAGAAGGUUGGGCAUAGGAUUGUGGGGGUGAGUGAGAAGAUGGGGGACGAGGAGGGGAGCGAGAAGGGAGAAGAGGAGGAGAAAGGGAAGGGAGGAGAGGAGGGAAAAGAGGAGGGAGAGGAGGGAAAAGAGGAAGUAGGGAGAAAAGAGAUGGGAGAGGAGGGAAACGAGAAGGGAGAAAUUGAGGGAGAGGAGAAGGGAGGGGUUGCGAAAGGAGGGGAGGAGGGAGGGGAUGGUGGAAGAGAGGAGAAAGGAGGGGAGGAGGUGGAAGAAGAGCAUGAGGGUGCGAAGGAGAGUGAGAAGGAGAGUGAGAAGGAGAGUGAGAAGGAGAGUGAGAAGGAGAGUGCGAAGGAGAGUGAGAAGGAGAGUGAGGAGAGUGAGAAGGAGAGUGCGAAGGAGGGUGAGAAGGAGAGUGUGAAGGAGGGUGCGAAGGAGGGUGAGGAGGAGGGUGAGAAGGAGGGUGAGAAGGAGCGUGAGGAGGAGGGUGAGGAGGGUGAGGAGGAGGGUGAGAAGGAGCGUGAGGAGGAGGGUGAGGAGGGUGAGGAGGGUGAGGAGGAGGGUGGGAAAGAGGGCGAGGAGGAAGGUGAGAAGGAAGGCAAGAGGGAGGGUGAGAGGGAAGGUGAGAAGGAAUCAACUGCCCAUACUCCCCUCGUCUCUACUCCUCCCCCCGUCUCUUCACCCCACGCCCAUGGAUCCUCCGCCCUCCCCUUUCCCCCGCUCAAUCUCCCCCUCCUCUUGGCCCGUCUCAUCCGCACCCGCCCCCUCCUGGCUCGCCGGCUGCUCUCCCCACUUCCGCCCCUCCUGCCCAUUCCGUCCCUCCUGCCCCUUCCGCCCACCCACCUCCUUCAAGGAGGUGGGGAAAGGGCAAGGGAGAAGGACGGAGAAGGGGAGAUGGCUGAACGGGAGAAGGAUCAUGUGCUGGAUGUGAUGGGAGGGAGAGAUGGGAGAAGGAGAGAGGAAGAAGACGAGGAGAUGGCGGAUGUUAGGGCUGAAGAAGGGGAAGAAAAUCUGGAACGCCCGCCUUGGUCGCCUGUGGCCCUGGAGGGAGGGAUGGGAAAGGGUAUGGGAGAGGGGGUAUGGGGGCGGGUAAGGGAGGGAAGGAGGGCUGACGGUGAGGAGUGGGUUCUUUUCGCCCCUGCUGCUGCUGCUGCUGCUGCUGCUGCUGCUGCAAGCACGGACAGUGCGGAUGCAUCUUCUGCAGCACGCAUGGACGGCACAGGUGCAUCUGCUGCUCUCCCUCCUGCUCCCCCUGGGCUUGUCCUCAUUCCGUUGGUGGUUGUGAGAGCUGCUGUGGACGUGCUGUUGCUGCUCGCCUCCCAUCCUGCUCUCUCAUCAACCCCCACCACCACUGCUCUCUCUUCUCCGGCUGUUGCUGCUCUCCCUGCUCCUCCUGCUGCUCCCAGCACGAUGGGGCGGCUUGUGCGCGUGUUGGAAGGACUUGUUGGGCUGCAACAGGGGGAUGAAGCCGCUACUGCAGGUGAGGCGCGUGGGGAAGAGGAGGAGAAGCGUGGUCGGUGCAAGGGGGAGCGUGCAGAGCAAGAGGUGGCGCAGGUGGCGCAGGUGGCGCAGGUGGCGCAGGUGGAGGAGGAGGAGGAGGAGGAGGAGGAGGAGGAGGAGGAGGAGGAGGAGGAGGAGGAGGAGGAGGAGGAGGAGGAGGAGGAGGAGGAGGAGGAGGAGGAGGAGGAGGAGGAGCAGGAGGAGGAGGAGGAGCAGGAGGAGCAGGAGGAGCAGGAGGAGCAGGAGGGGCAGGAGGAGCAGGAGGAGGAGGCAGCACAGGGAGAGGACUUGCAGGGAGGAAAGGCAGGAGGCUCGCUCCCCAGUGCAGAGAAUGAGGCCAAGGCUUUACCUGUUGGAGAGGAUGUGAGGGGGGAAGGAGGUGGGGAUGAGGUGUGGAGUGUGUGGGCUGUGCGGGAAUCGGCGCAAGCCGCUCUUGGAUUCAUUGCAAGUUCGCUCGAGAGAGUUGGGAGUGGUGGUCAAAUCCGUGUGCUCGCUACGGUGCGAUCUCAGCCGUCCGUUUUUGCUUUGUCAUCCAAGGAAGCUGCGGGGCUCGCUCAGAUCGCUGCUGCUGAGCUGGCAGUUUCUGAUUGGCUGAUCGAGCACGCCGUUUGUCAAAAGGACGUGUUGAAACAGCAAGCAGAGGGAAGCAGGGCAGAUGGAGGAGGAACUGGUUGGGAUGCUGAAAGUGGCGAUGGUGGUGGUGGUGGUGGCAGCAGCACCCGUGCAAGCCGGGCGAUUGUGGAUGAACUGUGUCGACUCACUGAGCAGCAGCAGUGGAACCACCAGCAGGGCAAUCAAAACCAUCGUUUUAUGGCAGAAGCUGCGUGGAAGCUUCUCGCAGGCCUCUACUGCACAGCACCAGAUGCACUUUCCAGGCACCUUCCUGAGCCGCGGGUGGAUUGGAAGGGUCGUGUGGCAUCUCGGUUUGCCCCUGAAAGAUACGCCCGGGCAUCUGAAACUCUCUCCUCAUUGGUCCGCGCUCUCCAGCAACUCGUUCAGUCCUGCCUGCCCGGAACUUCUUCCGGGCAGGAAACCAAAUUGGCACAGCUGCAGGACCUCAUCCCCUUGGUGACCUGCUCGUCCCAGUCACUCAAGUCAGCAGCUGUCAACGCCUUCUCCUCUGCCCUCGUGCUGCUCUCCGCCCUCCAACCCUCCCUUCUCGCCCUCUACAACCCAGCACUGGGUAACCCUAAUCAGCAAGCAGGCUCCCAUCUCAGGAGCUUAGAUCUAGUGCGCGCGCACAGGGGCGGCGCGUUGGCGCACGCAGCGAAGCACUUUGGGAAGGUGAAGAAGCUGAAGCUGCUGCUCGCAGCACUAGACUCCAGAGACAAACUCACUGUGGAGAGAGAGGGUGAAGGCGAGGGAGGGGAUGGGUCCCUGGGGAAUUGGGUGGGGUUGAGCGCGAGGCUGGUGUGUGUGCUGCAAGGCUCAGCGAGUGGUGCUUUAGUUGAGGACGAGGGGUGGUUGUCAGGAGAUGAUGCCUCUGCUGCUGCUGCUGGCAUUGCUGCUGCAGCAGUAGCAGGAGCAGGAGAGAGGGGGAAUGUGGAAGCAGUGAUGGGGGUGCUACAGGAGAUAGAGUCAUUAGCAGCACAGCAACCAGCUAGACUAGCCCUCCUGCAGCAACCUCUCUGUUUAGCUCUUCACUGCUGCCCGUUCCCCCACUCUCCCUCUCUUCCCUCCUCCCUUGCUGCGGCUGCUGGUGGGGUGGAAGGGAAGGUGGAUGGGGGGAUGGUGGUGGAUGCGGUGCUGAGGCUGCUGGAGCGAAUGCUGCUGCAUGCCUACAGGUGA
Molecule: messenger RNA, 3420 nt
Organism: Closterium sp. Yama58-4
Lineage: Eukaryota; Viridiplantae; Streptophyta; Zygnematophyceae; Desmidiales; Closteriaceae
Source: the annotation of a GenBank genome assembly